AUGGCUCAUGCAGCCUCCCAAUUAAAGAAAAACAGGGAUUUAGAAAUCAAUGCUGAAGAAGAGACUGAGAAAAAAAGGAAACAUCGCAAACGGUCCCGGGAUCGGAAGAAAAAGUCUGAUGCCAAUGCAAGUUACUUGAGAGCGGCUCGAGCAGGACACCUUGAGAAAGCCCUUGAUUACAUAAAAAAUGGAGUGGACAUCAAUAUUUGCAAUCAGAAUGGGUUGAACGCACUCCAUCUUGCUUCCAAAGAAGGUCACGUGGAAGUGGUUUCUGAGCUGCUACAGAGAGAAGCCAAUGUGGAUGCUGCCACAAAGAAAGGCAACACAGCAUUACACAUAGCAUCAUUAGCUGGGCAAGCAGAGGUGGUCAAGGUCUUGGUUACAAAUGGAGCUAAUGUCAAUGCACAGUCUCAGAAUGGGUUCACACCAUUGUAUAUGGCAGCCCAGGAAAAUCACCUGGAAGUGGUCAAGUUUCUCCUUGACAAUGGUGCCAGCCAGAGCCUGGCUACAGAGGAUGGCUUCACACCAUUGGCAGUGGCAUUGCAACAAGGUCACGACCAAGUUGUUUCACUCUUGCUAGAAAAUGACACAAAAGGAAAAGUGCGUCUUCCAGCUCUUCACAUCGCUGCCCGAAAAGAUGACACCAAAGCUGCUGCUCUGCUCCUACAGAAUGACAACAAUGCAGAUGUGGAGUCAAAGAGUGGCUUCACUCCGCUCCAUAUAGCUGCUCACUACGGGAAUAUCAAUGUGGCCACGUUGCUGUUGAACCGAGCGGCUGCUGUGGACUUUACUGCACGGAAUGACAUCACUCCUUUACACGUUGCAUCGAAAAGAGGAAAUGCAAAUAUGGUAAAACUAUUGCUUGACCGAGGAGCUAAAAUUGAUGCCAAAACCAGGGAUGGUCUGACGCCGCUGCACUGUGGGGCAAGAAGCGGCCAUGAGCAAGUUGUGGAAAUGCUGCUUGAUCGAGCUGCGCCUAUUCUUUCCAAAACCAAGAAUGGAUUGUCUCCAUUGCACAUGGCCACCCAAGGGGACCACUUAAACUGCGUCCAGCUUCUCCUCCAGCAUAAUGUGCCCGUGGACGACGUCACCAAUGAUUACCUGACGGCCCUCCAUGUGGCUGCCCACUGUGGCCAUUAUAAAGUCGCCAAGGUCCUCUUGGAUAAGAAAGCGAACCCCAAUGCCAAAGCCUUGAAUGGCUUUACCCCUCUUCAUAUUGCCUGCAAAAAGAAUCGAAUUAAAGUCAUGGAACUCCUUCUGAAACAUGGUGCAUCCAUACAAGCCGUAACCGAGUCGGGCCUUACUCCAAUCCACGUUGCUGCCUUCAUGGGGCAUGUAAAUAUUGUAUCACAACUAAUGCAUCAUGGAGCCUCACCAAAUACCACCAACGUGAGAGGAGAAACAGCACUGCACAUGGCAGCUCGGUCCGGCCAGGCUGAAGUGGUACGGUAUCUCGUCCAAGAUGGAGCUCAGGUAGAAGCUAAAGCUAAGGAUGACCAAACCCCACUCCACAUUUCAGCCAGACUAGGGAAGGCAGAUAUAGUACAACAGCUGUUACAGCAAGGAGCUUCGCCCAAUGCAGCCACAACUUCGGGGUACACCCCCCUCCACCUUUCAGCCCGAGAGGGGCAUGAAGAUGUAGCAUCAUUCCUUUUGGAUCAUGGAGCAUCCUUAUCUAUAACAACAAAGAAAGGAUUUACUCCUCUUCAUGUGGCAGCAAAGUAUGGGAAGCUUGAAGUAGCCAAUCUCCUGUUACAGAAAAGUGCAUCUCCAGAUGCUGCUGGGAAGAGCGGGCUAACUCCACUGCAUGUAGCUGCACAUUACGAUAAUCAGAAAGUGGCCCUUCUGCUUUUGGAUCAAGGAGCCUCACCUCAUGCGGCUGCAAAGAAUGGGUACACGCCACUGCACAUCGCUGCCAAAAAGAACCAGAUGGACAUAGCCACAACUCUGCUGGAAUAUGGUGCUGAUGCCAAUGCAGUUACUCGGCAAGGGAUUGCUUCUGUCCAUCUCGCAGCUCAGGAAGGGCACGUGGACAUGGUGUCUCUGCUCCUCAGUAGAAAUGCGAAUGUGAACCUGAGCAACAAGAAUGGCCUCACCCCUCUCCACCUGGCUGCUCAGGAAGACAGAGUGAAUGUAGCCGAAGUCCUUGUAAACCAAGGGGCACACGUGGACGCCCAGACAAAGAUGGGCUAUACACCACUCCAUGUGGGCUGUCACUAUGGAAACAUCAAGAUAGUUAAUUUCCUACUCCAGCAUUCUGCAAAAGUUAAUGCCAAAACAAAGAAUGGGUACACACCCCUGCACCAAGCCGCCCAGCAGGGCCACACGCAUAUAAUCAAUGUCUUGCUUCAGAACAAUGCCUCCCCCAAUGAACUCACUGUGAAUGGAAAUACUGCCCUUGCCAUUGCCAGACGCCUUGGCUACAUCUCCGUGGUGGACACUCUGAAGGUGGUGACGGAAGAGACCAUUACCACAACUACCAUCAUAGAGAAGCACAAAAUGAAUGUUCCAGAAACAAUGAAUGAAGUCCUUGAUAUGUCCGAUGAUGAAGUUCGUAAAGCCAACGCUCCUGAAAUGCUCAGUGAUGGCGAGUAUAUCUCAGAUGUUGAAGAAGGUGAAGAUGCACUGACUGGGGACACUGACAAAUAUCUGGGGCCACAGGACCUGAAGGAACUGGGUGACGAUUCCCUGCCUGCAGAAGGAUACAUGGGCUUCAGCCUUGGAGCCCGUUCUGCCAGCCUCCGCUCCUUCAGUUCGGAUAGGUCUUACACCUUGAACAGAAGCUCCUAUGCACGGGACAGCAUGAUGAUUGAAGAACUCCUUGUGCCAUCCAAAGAGCAGCAUCUAACAUUCACAAGGGAAUUUGAUUCAGAUUCUCUGAGACAUUAUAGCUGGGCUGCGGACACCUUAGACAACGUGAAUCUUGUCUCGAGCCCUGUUCAUUCGGGAUUUCUGGUUAGUUUCAUGGUGGAUGCAAGAGGUGGCUCCAUGCGCGGAAGCCGUCACCACGGGAUGAGAAUCAUCAUUCCUCCCCGCAAGUGUACGGCCCCCACCCGAAUCACCUGCCGUUUGGUAAAGAGACAUAAACUGGCCAACCCACCCCCCAUGGUGGAAGGAGAGGGAUUAGCCAGUAGGCUGGUAGAAAUGGGUCCUGCAGGGGCACAAUUUUUAGGCCCUGUCAUAGUGGAAAUCCCUCACUUUGGUUCCAUGAGAGGAAAAGAGAGAGAACUCAUUGUUCUUCGAAGUGAAAAUGGUGAAACAUGGAAGGAACAUCAGUUUGACAGUAAAAAUGAAGACUUAGCUGAACUACUCAAUGGCAUGGAUGAAGAACUUGAUAGCCCAGAAGAGCUAGGGAAGAAGCGGAUCUGCAGGAUCAUCACGAAGGACUUCCCCCAGUAUUUUGCAGUGGUCUCUCGGAUCAAGCAGGAAAGCAACCAGAUUGGUCCCGAAGGUGGAAUUCUGAGCAGCACCACUGUGCCCCUCGUCCAAGCAUCUUUCCCAGAGGGUGCUUUAACCAAAAGAAUUAGAGUGGGCCUCCAGGCCCAGCCUGUUCCAGAAGAAAUUGUGAAAAAGAUCCUUGGAAACAAAGCAACGUUUAGCCCAAUUGUCACUGUGGAACCGAGAAGAAGGAAAUUCCAUAAACCAAUCACAAUGACCAUUCCAGUGCCCCCACCCUCUGGAGAAGGUGUAGCCAAUGGAUACAAGGGAGACACCACACCCAAUCUGCGUCUUCUCUGUAGCAUAACAGGGGGCACCUCACCUGCUCAGUGGGAAGACAUCACAGGAACAACUCCUCUGACUUUUAUAAAGGAUUGUGUCUCUUUUACAACGAAUGUUUCAGCCAGAUUUUGGCUUGCAGACUGCCAUCAAGUUUUAGAAACUGUAGGGUUAGCCACACAGCUGUACAGAGAAUUAAUAUGCGUUCCCUACAUGGCCAAGUUUGUUGUUUUUGCCAAAAUGAACGAUCCUGUAGAAUCUUCCCUGCGAUGCUUCUGCAUGACAGAUGACAAAGUGGACAAAACUUUAGAGCAGCAAGAGAAUUUUGAGGAAGUGGCAAGAAGCAAAGAUAUUGAGGUUCUGGAAGGAAAACCUAUUUAUGUUGAUUGUUAUGGAAAUCUGGCCCCACUUACUAAAGGAGGACAACAACUUGUUUUUAACUUUUAUGCUUUCAAAGAAAAUAGACUGCCAUUUUCCAUCAAGAUUAGAGACACCAGCCAAGAGCCUUGUGGUCGCCUGUCUUUUCUGAAAGAACCAAAGACAACAAAAGGUCUGCCUCAAACAGCUGUCUGCAACUUAAAUAUCACUCUGCCAGCACAUAAAAAGGAGACAGAGUCAGAUCAAGAUGAUGAGAAUGAGAAAGCAGACAGACGACAGAGCUUUGCAUCUUUAGCUCUACGUAAGCGCUACAGCUACUUGACUGAGCCCGGAAUGAUUGAACGGAGUGCAGGAGCAACAAGAUCUCUCCCCACCACUUACUCAUACAAGCCAUUCUUUUCUACAAGACCAUACCAGUCCUGGACCACAGCGCCGAUUACAGUGCCCGGGCCAGCCAAAUCAGGCUUCACUUCCUUAUCAAGUUCUUCCUCUAAUACGCCAUCAGCCUCUCCGUUAAAAUCAAUAUGGUCUGUUUCGACUCCUUCUCCAAUCAAAUCCACAUUAGGCGCCUCAACCACAUCCUCAGUUAAAUCCAUUAGUGAUGUGGCAUCUCCAAUUAGAUCUUUCCGGACAAUAUCUUCACCAAUCAAAACAGUGGUGUCACAGUCUCCAUACAAUAUCCAAGUUGCCUCUGGUACCUUGGGUAGAGCUCCUACAAUCACAGAGGCUACACCCUUAAAGGGGCUAGCAUCCAGUUCUACAUUUUCCUCUCGAACUUCUCCUGUGACUACAGCAGGGUCUCUCUUGGAGAGGUCAUCCAUUACUAUGACCCCUCCUGCCUCCCCCAAAUCAAACAUUAAUAUGUAUUCUUCGAGUCUGCCAUUUAAGUCGAUUAUCACAUCGACAGCACCGCUCAUAUCUUCACCUUUAAAGUCAGUGGUGUCUCCAGCUAAGUCCACCAUGGAUGCCAUUUCCUCAGCUAAAGUUACGAUGGCAUCCUCUCUCUCAUCACCCUUGAAACAGAUGCCUGGACAUGCGGAGGUACCAUUAGUCAACGGAUCGAUUUCUCCUCUGAAAUACCCAUCGUCUUCAACUUUAAUUAACGGAUGCAAAGCCACUGCCACAUUACAGGACAAAAUUUCUACAGCUACAAACUCUGUGAGCUCUGUGGUCAAUGCAGCCACGGACACAGUUGAGAAAGUAUUUUCUACCACGACAGCCAUGCCAUUUUCCCCUCUCAGGUCAUACGUCUCUGCAGCCCCCUCAGCUUUCCAGUCUCUAAGAACUCCUUCUGCAAGUGCACUCUACACUUCCCUUGGGUCGUCGAUAGCUGCAACUACCUCAUCUGUAACUUCAUCAAUAAUCACAGUGCCAGUAUACUCUGUAGUCAAUGUUUUGCCAGAACCAGCAUUAAAGAAAUUUCCAGACUCUAAUUCACUGACAAAAUCAGCGGCCGCCUUGUUGUCACCCAUUAAAACAUUGACUACAGAGCCAUGUUCCCAGCCCCAUUUCAACCGAACUUCAUCUCCAGUUAAGUCAUCUUUGUUCCUUGCACCUUCUGCCCUUAAGCUGUCUACGCCAUCUUCUUUAUCUUCCAGCCAGGAGAUAUUAAAAGACGUGGCUGAAAUGAAGGAGGACCUCAUGCGGAUGACUGCAAUACUACAGACAGAUGUGCCCGAGGAGAAGCCAUUCCAACCUGAACUCCCCAAAGAAGGGAGAAUUGACGAUGAAGAGCCUUUCAAAAUUGUGGAGAAAGUAAAAGAAGACUUGGUGAAAGUGAGUGAGAUCCUGAAAAAGGAUGUAUGUGUAGAUAACAAAGGACCACCCAAAUCACCAAAGAGUGACAAAGGACACUCUCCCGAAGAAGACUGGAUAGAAUUUAGUUCAGAAGAAAUAAGAGAAGCAAGGCAACAGGCUGCCACAAGCCAGUCCCCAUCUCUGCCAGAGAGAGUGCAAGUCAAAGCGAAAGCUGCCUCUGAAAAGGACUACAACCUGACUAAAGUUAUUGAUUACCUGACCAACGAUAUUGGGAACAGCUCAUUGACCAACUUCAAGUACAAGUUUGAGGAUGCAAAGAAGGAUGGCGAGGAGAGACAAAAAAGAAUCUUAAAGCCAGCAAUUGCCUUGCAGGAACACAAACUCAAAAUGCCACCAGCCUCUAUGAGGCCUUCCACCUCUGAGAAGGAACUAUGCAAAAUGGCUGAUUCCUUCUUUGGAACAGAUGCAAUUUUAGAGUCUCCUGAUGACUUUUCUCAACACGACCAAGAUAAAAGUCCCCUGUCUGACAGUGGCUUUGAAACAAGAAGCGAGAAGACACCUUCAGCCCCACAGAGUGCAGAAAGCACUGGUCCUAAACCACUUUUUCAUGAAGUUCCCAUCCCUCCUGUCAUUACAGAAACAAGGACUGAAGUGGUUCAUGUUAUCAGGAGCUAUGAGCCCUCUACUGGGGAUGCUCCCCAGUCCCAGCCCGAGGAGCCUAUGUCCCCCAAGCCCUCGUCCGCAUUUAUGGAAUUAGAACCAAAGCCCACCACCUCUAGUAUUAAAGAAAAGGUGAAAGCGUUUCAAAUGAAAGCCAAUAGUGAAGAAGAUGACCACAGUCGGGUGUUGGGCAAAGGCAUGCGUGUUAAAGAAGAGACUCACAUCACCACCACCACCAGAACCGUGUACCAUUCUCCACCAGGCAGUGAGGGCGCCUCGGAAAGAAUUGAAGAGACCAUGUCAGUCCAUGACAUCAUGAAAGCCUUUCAGUCCGGGCGAGACCCUUCCAAAGAACUGGCAGGGCUGUUUGAACACAAGUCGGCCAUGUCUGCAGAUGUUCACAAGUCUGCUGCUGAGACAUCAGCCCAGCAUGCAGAGAAGGACAACCAAAUGAAACCCAAACUGGAGCGUAUAAUUGAAGUCCACAUCGAAAAAGGUAACCAAGCUGAGCCCACUGAAGUCAUUAUUAGAGAAACCAAAAAGCAUCCAGAAAAGGAAAUGUAUGUGUAUCAGAAAGACUUAUCCCGGGGAGAUAUUAACCUAAAAGAUUUUCUGCCAGAAAAACACGAUGCUUUUCCUUGUCCCGAAGAGCAGGGUCCGCAAGAAGAAGAAGAACUGACUGCAGAGGAGUCAUUGCCUUCUUAUCUGGAGUCUUCCAGAGUAAACACUCCCGUGUCCCAAGAAGAAGAUAGCCGCCCUAGUUCUGCUCAGCUUCUCUCUGAUGACUCUUAUAAAACACUGAAGCUCUUGAGUCAACACUCUGUAGAAUACCAUGACGAUGAGUUGUCAGAACUAAGAGGGGAGUCAUACAGGUUUGCUGAGAAAAUGCUUCUCUCAGAAAAGCUAGAUGUGUCUCAUUCUGAUACUGAGGAAUCUGUGACAGACCUUGCAGGACCCCCUAGCUCAGAGUUACAGGGGUCUGAUAAGCGGUCCAGAGAAAAAGUAGCCACUGCCCCCAAAAGAGAAAUCCUCUCCAAAAUCUAUAAAGAUGUAUCUGAAAAUGGUGUAGGUAAAGUGUCCAAAGAUGAGCGUUUUGAUAAAGUGACAGUGUUGCACUAUUCUGGUGAUGUUAGUAGUCCCAAACAUGCCAUGUGGAUGCGCUUUACUGAGGACAGAUUAGACAGAGGUAGAGAGAAGUUGAUGUAUGAAGAUAGGGUGGACAGGACUGUCAAGGAGGCUGAAGAAAAACUGACAGAGGUGUCACAGUUCUUUCGGGACAAAACUGAGAAGCUCAAUGAUGAACUGCAGUCCCCAGAGAAAAAGCCACGCCCCAAAAAUGGCAAAGAAUACUCUUCCCAAAGCUCAACCAGCAGCAGCCCUGAGAAAGUACUGACAGAACUGUUGGCAUCCAACGAUGAUUGGGUUAAGGCAAGGCAACAGGGCCCUGAUGGACCACAAGGCUGUCCCCAGGCUGAGGAGAAAAAGGUGUCCAGUCUGCCCAGCAGCCCAGAGAAGGUUCUUCCCCAACAGAGUGAGGAUGGCCAGUCUACCAUGGAAGCUAAAGGGGGUGCUACACAUAGCAAAGCCUCCGAAGGGCCCCAGUCUGGAUUCCAGCUCAAACAAUCUAAACUCAGUUCCAUUAGAUUAAAAUUUGAACAAGGCACACACGCCAAAAGCAAGGACCUGUCUCAAGAAGAAAAAAAGGCAGAUGGCCAAUCCCGAAUCCCAGUUAAAAAAAUACAGGAGAGCAAAUUGCCUGUCUACCAAGUUUUUGCUAGAGAAAAACAGCAGAAGGCCAUAGACCUCUCAGAGGAAAGUGUGUGUGCGCAAAAAGAGUUCAUGGUAUUAAAAGCUAAAGAUGAGCCUGCCCAAAGCAGCGAGACGGUGGUCAAUGAUUCUGGCUCUAACGAUGUCAAAAAACAGAGAACUGAAAUGUCAAGUAAAGCCAUGCCUGACUAUUUUUCCGAGCAACAGGCUAAAGACUUGGCAUGCCAUGUAACCUCAGAUUUAGCAACCAAGGGACCAUGGGACAAAAAGGUCUUUAGAACAUGGGAAAGUUCUGGGGCCACUAACCAUAAGUCCCAGAAAGAAAAACUUUCACAUGUAAUUGUGCAUGGUGUAAGAGAGAAUCACAAUGCUCACCCUGAGAGUACAAGUGUGGAUGAAAAGAAUGAAUUGGUGUCUGUGACUGAGAGAGAACCCAAAUUGUUAACAAAUGGCUCUCUCUCAGAACUUAAGGAAAUGACUGUAAAAUCUCCCUCCAAGAAAGUGUUAUACAGGGAAUAUGUUGUGAAAGAAGGGGAGCGUGUGGGCGGGGCUCUCGACCAGCCUGCCAGGAGGAGCGAGAACUCAGCAAUGUCUCACAUUCCAGUCAGAGUUGCUGACGAGAGGAGAAUGUUGGCGUCUAAUAUUCCCGAUGGGUUUUGUGAGCAGUCAACCUUUCCAAAACGUGAACUGUCACAAAAACUGUCCCAGUCGAGUACGAGCAAAGAGACAGUUGAGACCCAGCACUUUAAUUCCAUAGAAGAUGAAAAAGUCACUUACUCAGAAAUCAGCACAGUUUCCAAACAUCAGAGCUAUGUAGGCUUAUGCCCGCCUCUCGAUGAGACGGAGACUUCUCCCACCAAAUCUCCUGAUUCUUUAGAGUUUAGCCCAGGAAAGGACUCUCCCUCUAGUGAUGUGUUCGACCACAGUCCUACUGAUGCACUGGGAAAACGUGCUCCACUAGCCCAGACCGAGGGAGGGAAAGAGAUUAAAACCUUGCCGGUUUAUGUCAGUUUUGUACAAGUGGGAAAGCAAUAUGAAAAGGAGAUACAGCAAGGAAGUGUAAAGAAAAUCAUCAGUCAGGAAUGUAAAACAGUCCAAGAGACCAGGGGGACCUUUUAUACAACUAGACAGCAAAAGCAGCCUCCUUCUCCCCAAGGUAGCCCAGAAGACGAUACUCUAGAGCAAGUAUCUUUUCUAGACAGCUCGGGGAAAAGCCCUUUAACGCCAGAAACACCCAGUUCAGAGGAAGUGAGUUACGAAUUCACAUCUAAGACCCCAGACUCGCUCAUAGCUUAUAUACCAGGCAAACCCAGCCCAAUCCCUGAGGUUUCAGAGGAAUCAGAGGAGGAGGAAAUGGCCAGGUCAACCUCUCUAAAGCAGCCUACGGUGGAAGAAAGCACCGUUGAGUGUGAGGCACCUAAGGAUGUGAGCAGAGACUUUAUCCAAAGACCCAAACCGAACAGGGUUGCCUAUAUCGAAUUUCCUCCUCCUCCACCUCUGGAUGCAGACCAGAUGGAGUCAGAGAAGAAGCUCCAUUACCUCCCUGAAAGGGAGGUUGACAUGAUUGAAGUCAGUCUGCAGGAUGAGCAUGACAAGUACCAGCUGGCGGAACCUGUCAUCAGAGUGCAGCCUCCUUCACCCAUUCCACCAGGGGCAGACGCCAGUGAAUCGAGCGAUGACGAAUCUGUUUAUCAACCGGUCCCAGUUAAAAAAUACACUUUUAAAUUAAAGGAAGUCGAGGAUGAGCAAAAAGAAAUGACAAAAGCCAAGGCUGCUGCCGAAAAGGCUUCCACCAAACAGAAAGAAGCAGAAAGUAAUGGAUCUGGCAAAGAGAACGAAUUUGGCCUUGGCCUUGACUCCCCUCAGAAUGAAACUGCUCAGAAUGGGAACAAUGACCAGUCCAUCACAGAGUGCUCCAUCGCUACCACCGCAGAAUUUUCUCAUGAUACUGAUGCCACGGAGAUUGACUCUCUGGAUGGCUAUGACCUACAAGAUGAAGAUGAUGGGCUGACAGAGAGCGAUUCCAAACUCCCAGGUCAAAUGAUGGAAAUGAAGAAAGAUGUCUGGAACACAGAGGGCAUUCUGAAGCCAGCCGAUCGCUCUUUUAGCCAAAGUAAACUGGAAGUUAUCGAGGAGGAGGAGGGAAAAGUUGUCCCAGAUGAGGAUAAACCAUCCUCGAAAAGCUCUUCGUCUGAAAGGACUCCUGACAAGACUGAUCAGAAAUCAGGGGCCCAGUUUUUUACCCUGGAAGGCAGACAUCCCGAUAGAUCAGUAUUUCCCGAUACUUACUUCAGUUACAAAGUAGAUGAAGAAUUUGCCACUCCUUUCAAAACAGUAGCUACCAAAGGUCUAGAUUUCGACCCUUGGUCUAAUAACCGAGGGGAUGAUGAAGUUUUUGAUGGUAAUAAAUCCAGGGAAGAUGAAAGUAAGCCGUUUGGUCUGGCGGUGGAAGACCGCUCUCCAGCAACAACCCCUGACACAACGCCAGCCCGAACGCCAACUGAUGAAAGUACCCCAACUAGCGAGCCUAACCCCUUCCCAUUUCAUGAAGGGAAAAUGUUUGAGAUGACUCGCAGUGGUGCAAUUGACAUGAGCAAGAGGGAUUUUGUUGAAGAGAGGCUCCAAUUUUUCCAGAUUGGUGAGCAUACUUCUGAAGGGAAGUCAGGGGACCAGGGGGAAGGGGAUAAAAGUAUGGUUACUGACACCCCACAGCCACAGUCAGGGGACACCACUGUAGAAAACAAUCUAGAGAGAAAUGUAGAGGCAACGGCAGUGGAACCUAACCCCAGCAUCCCGACCAGCGGAGAGUAUCAGGAAGGCACAGCCAGUAGUGGCUCCCUGGAGAAAAUCACAGCCACCUGUAACACCUCUAAAGUUGACCCCAAGUUGCGUACACCUAUAAAAAUGGGAAUUUCUGCAUCUACCAUGACCAUGAAGAAAGAAGGCUCUGGAGAAGGAACAGAUAAGAUGGAAGCUGUGAUGACCAGUGGUCAGGGCUUAGAGAACGAGACAAUGGCAGCGAAUUCAAAUCCAACCGGUAGCCAGAUGGGCAGUAGGCCCCAAGAAAAACAUGAUUUUCAAAAAGAUAACUUUAAUAAUAACAAUAAUUUGGAUUCUUCCACUGUCCAGACAGAUCACAUUACAAGUCACGUAGUUCUGACAGAACAGUCGGCACCCACUUGUGUCACAGAGAAAACUAAUCCAGUGAAAGGCUCCUCAGGAAAAAAGACAGGGGUACUGCAAGGACCCUGUGCCAAAGACAGGCAGAAAGCUCCCGGAGAACAGCAAAAGACAAAGGAAUCAAUAGGGGUUAGGCGAAAAUCCAAGCUUCCCAUAAAAGCCACUUCACCAAAAGAUACCUGCCCAGCAAACCAUAUGCCAAACAUGAAGGCAAGUAAAACAAAGCAGGUUAGUCGAUCUGAGAAAACCAAAACCUUUACCACUUCUUCGUGUUUAGAUACGAAGUCUCGGAUUCCAGUAAAACACACACACAGGGAAGACCUAGUCUCAGUUAGGAAAGCAUGCACCACACAAAAGCAAGGGCAGCCCGAGAAAGGCAAGGCCAAACAGCUUCCAUCCAAGUUGCCAGUAAAGGUAAGAUCCACCUGUGUCACCUCCACCACCACCGCCACCACCACCACCACCACCACCACCACAGUUAAAGUUAGGAGAAGUCAGCUUAAGGAAGUAUGUAAACAUUCCAUUGAAUAUUUUAAGGGAAUUAGUGGUGAGACCUUAAAGCUUGUGGAUCGCCUCUCUGAAGAAGACAAAAAGAUGCAGUCGGAGUUGUCCGAUGAGGAAGAAAGUACCUCAAGAAACACAUCGUUGUCCGAGACUUCCCGGGGCGGCCAGCCUUCAGUAACCACGAAGUCUACUAGAGAUAAGAAAACAGAGGCAGCACCUUUAAAGUCAAAGAGUGAAAAAGCCGGCAGUGAGAGAAGGAGCAGUAGGAGGACUGGUCCACAGAGUCCAUGUGAACGGACAGAUAUCAGGAUGGCAAUAGUAGCCGAUCACCUGGGACUUAGCUGGACAGAACUGGCAAGGGAACUGAAUUUUUCAGUGGAUGAAAUCAAUCAGAUACGUGUGGAAAAUCCAAAUUCUUUAAUUUCCCAAAGCUUCAUGUUAUUAAAAAAAUGGGUUACCAGAGACGGAAAAAAUGCUACAACUGAUGCCUUAACUUCGGUCUUGACAAAAAUUAACCGAAUAGACAUAGUGACUCUACUAGAAGGACCAAUAUUUGAUUAUGGGAAUAUUUCAGGCACCAGAAGCUUUGCUGAUGAAAACAAUGUUUUCCAUGACCCUGUUGAUGGUUGGCAGAACGAGACAUCAAGCGGAAACCUUGAGUCCCCUGCCCAAGCUCGAAGAGUAACUGGUGGGUUACUAGACAGACUGGAUGACAGUCCUGACCAGUGUAGAGAUUCCAUUACCUCAUACCUCAAAGGGGAAGCUGGGAAAUUUGAAGCAAAUGGAACCCAUGCAGAAGUCACCCCAGAAGCAAAGACAAAAACUUACUUUCCUGAAUCCCCAAAUGAUAUAGGAAAACAGACCACAAAGGAAACUCUGAAGCCAAAAGUACCCGGAUCGGGUGGAGCUGAGGAACCAGCAUUACCACUCACAACACAUCAGAAAUCUCUGGAAGAAACCAGCAAGUUUGUAAGAGAAGAGCCUAAACCCUGUGUGCCUGUCAGUAUGAAAAAAUUGAGUAGGACUUCUCCUGCUGACGGCAAACCAAGGCUUAACCUCCAUGAAGAAGAGGGGGCCAGUGGGUCUGAGCCAAAGGUCAAAAGUCCGGGUGCGGCUCUUACAAGGAUGACCACCUGCUGUUACAAGCAGGGAGAAGUUUAUAAGAUGAAGACGAAGAAAGAAAUCCGGCAUGUGGAAAAGAAGAGCCACUCAUAACAGUGAAUGGAGCAUGUGUACUUACUGCCAGUAUUGAAAAUUUAACAGAAGAAAUAUCAGCAGGAAGUAAAAUAAUUUAUGAAGAAGGGGGUGUGUGUUUGCUGCUUCCACACAUUAAUGGCAUGAUUUUUUUAAUGCAAAAAGAAAAAGAAACCCACUCACCUUUUAAUUUAGCAUGAGCCAAUUUACAGAGCAUGGAAAUUCACUUUCAUUUCCGGGAUUGGCGCGUGUGCAAUGAGCAAUGCAGUGUACAUACAAGAAGCCAUGCUGUUAACAGUUUCUCUCAAGUAAUUUGGUGUCAUUUACAAAAAGGAAGAAAUUCCUGCCGCCAGAGGGACAGAAGGAGAUGAGACGAUCAAAAUACUGAGAAACACUAAAAUUACUGAAUCCACAACAGCUCGCCUUAUUUUUCUUGGACCCAAACUGUCAGGGUAUAAACACUAUUUGUUUCUUUUUUUAAAACAUCGAUAGUUUUGCUGUAAAUAACAACACUGUAUAAAUUCUAACAGAAAAAAAAAAUAGAAUAAAUGUUGAUAAGGCACUGCCUCUUAGAACACAAACAGAAUAUUACAAAUGCAUUUAACAUAAUAGGGGCUCAAGUGACUUCACCCUAGAAGAGGAAGGAGGGGACUCUGGGGGUGGGGGGAACUCUUCACUGAGAUUCUUGUAUAUUCGCAAUUAUAAUGUUUGUAUAUGCAAAACUGCUAGCUUGAUUUUAAAAAGAAAAAGCAAAUCUUUAAAAAAUCUGCUGCAAAUUUAAAUAAUUCCCCAGAUGAGGAAUUCUGUAGUUCUGUGAAAAAAAAAUUUUCUUCAGAAUAUUAAUAUUUUGAUGCAUGUGUAUCACCUUAUUUUGAUUAAAUCUUUUUCCAAUUUUGCAAACACUACAGUAUACUGCAACACAGAAGAUUUUAUCUGUAAACACAAAGCCCUUCAUCUAAUAUUUGUUGCUAUUGCCAAUUUUUCAAUGAAAUGACCUAAAAAUUAAAAAAAAAAAUCACCUAUACAGUAGUUGCUUUCGGGGGUGGGGGGAGGCUGUUAGUGCUUAAAAGGGGGAUAAUGCUUGCCGCUAUAGAGGUGGAUGGUGCUCCUAAGAGGCCCCAGUUGGGGGUAUUUAAAAUGAACUGAACAGAAAUCCUUAGCUAGUAGAAUGGCAGCUCGCUGUAAAAUUAUUCCUGUAUUGUGUACUGGCUAUAAGAUGUAGUCACCUUUCAGUAAGCCAAUCAUUUGUAACCAUUCUAGCAGUGUCAUAUUAGGUUAAUAAGGCUGCUACUGUGUUUUCAAGGGCAUUUUUAUUUGGGUUUUGGGUGAAAUUCUUUCCUUUGUUGAUUAUAUUCACAUAAAAAUCAACCUUCAUGGACACAUAGAUUCUAAUGACAUAUGUAUGAAAAACCAGACACUGGAUGACCUAGUCAAUUAUUUAAGCAUAUAAUAAAUUGUGUUAAACUCUUCA
This is a messenger RNA of Dipodomys spectabilis (banner-tailed kangaroo rat), 14629 nucleotides long. It is a transcript of the gene Ank3, whose product is annotated as ankyrin 3. Gene Ontology annotation, biological process: signal transduction. The transcript has 45 exons. Lineage: Eukaryota; Metazoa; Chordata; Mammalia; Rodentia; Heteromyidae. Gene Ontology annotation, molecular function: protein binding. The record is from RefSeq and is a predicted model, not a curated record. The coding region runs from base 1 to 13179 and encodes 4392 amino acids.